AUGUUCCCCAUCAGAGGGGACAUAGUGUCAAACAAUGCUUGUGAUGAAUCAAAUCAUUUGAACACAGCGCUAUGUCCAGGUUUAUCAGAUAUAGCCCAAAACCCGCAGACCAGCUCAUGCGACGGUAUGCCUAGUAAAGUAGAACCAAUGGCUGAACUGUCACAUAUAAUUCCGGAAAAUGUCAUUUUACAACGGAAUGAAUCAUUGAAGAGCCUUGAGAAUCUGAUAAAUGAACUGCACAUGAUUGUCAAAUCAAAGUCAAACAUACAUAAAGAGGUGAAAAUAAAAACAGGCAACAUAGCGGCUGUAAUGAAAAAAAUUAUUGAUUUAGACAACCAAUUGUUAGAGGAAAAAGGCCGAACCACGGAAGAUACGGAAGUAAAUACAACAGUAGACAAAAUAAACAAAACCAGAAAUGGAGACUUGUUGAUAACUAUUUCUAAGAAAAGUGCGGACAAAGGUCAAGGGCUACAACAGAUUAUUGCAGGUGUGUUAAAGAAUGAGGUCGAAGUUAUUUAUAAGGGGCAUCAAGAAACUAUAGAAAUAAGAGAUAUUGAUGAUGAAACCUCAAAAAUUGAUAUCCAGAUAGCACUACAAAAAGCAACCGGAGGAGCCUGCAACACAUCAGCAGAAGCAAUUAGGAUUCGUAAGGCAUAUAGAGGUACCCAUAUUGCUACUGUAGCUCUACCAGCGGCAGUUGUACACGAUCUGCUCAAAGCAAGUAGCAAAAUACGAAUUGGAUGGGUCAACUGUCGAAUUAAAAUCAUCAAGAAACCAAUUCGAUGCUUUAAAUGCUGGCUAUUCGGACAUUAUGGAUCACAGUGCAAGAGCGAAGUGAAUCGGACCAAUCUAUGCAUUAGAUGUGGAUAA
Molecule: messenger RNA, 870 nt
Organism: Ctenocephalides felis (cat flea)
Lineage: Eukaryota; Metazoa; Arthropoda; Insecta; Siphonaptera; Pulicidae
Exons: 2
Coding region: 1-870 (289 amino acids)
Source: RefSeq, a predicted model, not a curated record